This is a messenger RNA of Cyclopterus lumpus (lumpfish), 1473 nucleotides long. It is a transcript of the gene zte38, whose product is annotated as zebrafish testis-expressed 38. The record is from RefSeq and is a predicted model, not a curated record. The transcript has 12 exons. Bases 286 to 1215 code for a protein of 309 amino acids. Lineage: Eukaryota; Metazoa; Chordata; Actinopteri; Perciformes; Cyclopteridae.
GUGGAGAGACGGCGAUACUUUUGGCGGCAAAGACAAACUACGAUAUCCUGGCUAAUGUUAAUGUUCCCGUGAUUAUAACGGUUGACUGACUUUACCCUGAACUUUAACUUAAGCGUCACCGGUUGAGACUCUAGUUAAGCUUUUCACGACAGCACAGGGAAGCAUUAUCCAACUGUCUACGUGAGGAAAGGUGUCUUUACUAACGUCGUAGUUUCAGUAUCUCCCGUGUUAGCUUGUUGUCAUCUUGUUAGCUUCAAAGACCCGUCGGCUCCAGAACAGGAGACCAUGGCAACCAGGAAGAUGUGCAUCCGGAAGAGCAAGGAAGAAACGGCCGAGUGGACUCAGUUGUUCCUGAAGGACUUGAAAACACAGCAGGAGUCCCUUGUCUUCAUCAAGAGGAUGAUGGCUGUGGCAGUCUCCUCCAUCACCUACCUCAGGGGGAUCUUUCCAGAGGACGCCUACAAAUCCAGAUAUCUGGAAGAUUUGUGCAUCAAAGUUUUGCGUCAGGACUGCAACACCCCUGGUGCCAGCAAAGUUGUGAAAUGGAUGAUGGGGUGCUUUGAUGCGUUGGAGAAGCAGUAUCUCCAGAUUGUAUUCAUCGGGGUGUACACCAAUCCAGAUGAACCAAAUUGCAUACUUGAAUCGUACCAGUUCAAAUUCAAGUACACUGAGAAGGGACCAGAGAUGGACAUACUCAGAUGCAACGAUGUGAAGAUGCAGGUGACAUUGGACGACACCAAGAGAGCCUCGGUGCUGCUCAUCAGGAAGCUCUUCCUGCUCAUGCAGAACCUGGAUGUCCUCCCCAACAAUGUGCAUCUCACCAUGAAGCUCUACUAUUAUGACGACAUCACCCCAGCUGACUAUCAACCGCCAGGCUUCAAGGAGGGCGAAUGCGACAGCCUCUGGUUUGAAGGCAUGGCUGUGCACUUCAAGGUGGGUGAGGUGCAGACGGCAUUUCACACCUUGAGAGUGCGUGUGUCGGCGGAACAAAGCCGGCUGGAGAAGCUUCAAGAAGGGAACCACAUGAGGGAGACCAAGCAAGUUUCUCAGAGCAAUCCUCCAGAGAGGGAAACAAUCAAGGAUCCUCGUGAGAAAACAUGCGACGAAGAUCUCCCUUCCGAAGAUGAGUCUGCACAGUUCAAGAAACCGAAAAAACCCAUGGCAAAGAGAAAUGCAGCUGCCAAAAAUCUGUCCAGGAAGAAAAGAAGAAUUUAGACACGACAUUACACAAAACAAAAGCUCUGACAGCAAUGUGAACACAAACAUUUAUUAUUUAUGAAUUUUAUUGAAAUGUUAUACACAGUUUUGUUAUGUUACAAUUUAUUUGACAUGAAAAUGUGUCAAGACCGGUUCCUUCAUAAUUACCUUGACCCACCAGGCGGGAUGUUACAGUCUAGUUCUGAUUUAAACAGCAUUGUACAAAAAGCAUAUAUGAACUGUACAUUGUAGAUGAAUUAAAUCAAUACAACAUUU